CGCACUUCCAAAGCUUCCAAAGCUACUCGCUGAGCUCACUAUUGCAGAUUCUUACAACAGAGUUUGUUCCAUUUCUACUUUCAAAUUCCAUGGCAAAACCUUAGCCAUAGUUAUAAGGAUAGCCCUGAAAAUGCUUCAAACUCACAUUAACAUUUUCACACCCUUCACCGCCGCACUCCACUCAAAGCAAUUCCGUUCCUUGCGUGUCUGUUCCUCCUCUGCUCCGGUACGCCGUCGUGUUGCAACCACCACAACUCCUGGCGAGGCCAAUCUCCGGCGCCUCACUUCGCGCAUUGUUCAACUCACCCGCCGGAAACAGCUUCGGCAGAUUUUGGAUGAGAUUGAGGUUGCGAAGAGGCAGUUCGGGAAGCUGAACACGAUUGUGAUGAACGCGGUGCUGGAGGCCUGUGUCCGUUGCGGUGAUAUCGAUUCAGCGAUUAGGGUAUUCGUAGAGAUGAAAAAGGGCGAUGGUUGUGGUGUGGAUACUGUCACCUAUGCCACACUUUUGAAGGGGUUAGGUGAGGCACGGAGGGUCGACGAGGCUUUUGAAAUGCUUGAAACUGUAGAAAAUGGCACUGCCAUGGGAAGUCCAAACAUGUCAGCUCCAUUGAUAUUUGGUCUGCUAAAUGCCUUAAUCAAAGCAGGAGACUUGCGACGUGCACAUGGUCUCCUUGCCCGAUAUGGUUUUGUGUUUCAAGAAGGUGGCAAAUUUUCAGUAUCAGUAUACAACAUACUAAUUAAGGGCUACGUAAACUCAGGUUAUCCGCACACUGCAAUAAACAUGCUGAAUGAAAUUUUACGUCAAGGUAUAAUGCCAGACAGGCUCACAUAUAACACACUAAUUCUAGCAUGCGUUGAGAGUGGAAAGUUGGACACUGCAAUGCAAUUUUUUGAGGAAAUGAAGGGAAGAGCACAGAAAUUUGUCAAUGAUGAUAUGUUUCCAGAUAUUGUUACAUAUACGACAUUGCUUAAGGGUUUUGGGAUGGCAAAGGAUCUUACUUCAGUUCUAAAAAUAGUUCUUGAAAUGAAAUCUCGUUCAGAAUUAUACAUUGAUAGAACUGCUUACACUGCUAUAGUUGAUGCUUUUCUAACAUGUGGCUCAGUUAAAGGUGCUCUUUGUGUUUUUGGAGAAAUAUUGAAGCAGGCUGGUUUGAAUCCAGAGUUGAGGCCAAAGCCUCACCUCUAUCUAUCCAUGAUGCGUGCCUUCGCUUUUCUAGGAGAUUAUGAUCUAGUUAAAAUUUUGCAUAGACGGAUUUGGCCAGAUUCAUCAGGAAACAUAUUAUUAGUAGCUCAAGAAGAAGCUGAUCACCUUCUAAUGGAAGCAGCACUGAAUGCUGGCCAGAUCAAUGUUGCCAUUAAAACACUUGCUGAGAUAAUUUCAAGAUGGAAGGGCAUAUCCUGGACAAGUCGUGGGGGCAUGGUAGCUUAUCGCAUUGAGGCCGUGUUGGGAUUCUCAAAGUCUUUGUUCAGUCCCUACUUACUUCCUCAGGUUUUACCUUCUCAACCGAUUGAGAACUAUAUGAUACGAUUUGAUGCGACACGGCCACUACAAGGUACCAUAAAGCUGAGGAAGGUAGUUAUGCGUUUCUUUGAUGAAGCAGUUGUUCCUAUUGUGGAUGAGUGGGGUAGCUGUAUAGGGCUGUUACACCGUGAAGAUUGCAAGCAGUUGGAUGCCCCACUUUCAACUAUGAUGAGAAGCCCUCCUCCCAGUGUUACGAGUUCAACAUCUGUUGGUCAUGUAGUUGAUUUAAUUUUAGCGAAGCGAUACCCUAUGGUUGUCAUUGUAAAUUACACGAACUCAUUUGCUACUCCUCCAUAUAACUCUAGAGCAGUUGGAGUUUUUACACCAGAGCAAUUAAGUAGGUUUAUCUCACCAGUAUCUCGAGUAAAAUGGACAGACCUUUGUGAAAGGUAAAUAUAACAUGUUUAGCUUUUACGAAAAAAUCUGAUUUAAAUAAGUUUUUUAGUACAAGUACAUA
Molecule: messenger RNA, 1979 nt
Organism: Vigna radiata var. radiata (mung bean)
Lineage: Eukaryota; Viridiplantae; Streptophyta; Magnoliopsida; Fabales; Fabaceae
Product: pentatricopeptide repeat-containing protein At5g10690
Exons: 12
Coding region: 131-1915 (594 amino acids)
Molecular function (GO): protein binding
Source: RefSeq, a predicted model, not a curated record